This is a messenger RNA of Sphaerulina musiva SO2202, 1035 nucleotides long. RefSeq names its product mitochondrial resolvase Ydc2. The record is from RefSeq and is a predicted model, not a curated record. Gene Ontology annotation, cellular component: mitochondrion. The transcript has a single exon. Lineage: Eukaryota; Fungi; Ascomycota; Dothideomycetes; Mycosphaerellales; Mycosphaerellaceae. Gene Ontology annotation, molecular function: flap-structured DNA binding; DNA endonuclease activity; crossed form four-way junction DNA binding. The coding region runs from base 1 to 1035 and encodes 344 amino acids.
AUGACCUCCCUUCGUAACCUGGACCAUCUGAAAGCAUGGCAGUUCAGGUACUGGGCGUUGUUGACUGGCAUGACACCAUCUGGACGGAAGGCUGAGCUACAACACGCCUUGACCAGAGGCCUCGAAGCCGCAUCCCUCAAGAAGAUCAAUACUAGUUCUACUACUGGCCGGCGUGUCGUGAGUGUAGACAUGGGGAUUCGCAAUCUCGCAUAUUGCGUUGUCGACGUACAGCCACGUUCCAGGACAAGUCACACUCCACGGCCUGUGAAAGUCACCCAUUGGUUGCGAAGAGAUCUGCUCAAUCCUGCUGCGUCCAUUGUCGCUCCCUUCACGGACAACGAGGCUCGGCAUGAGGAUGAGGAAGCCGCUCAGAAGAAGGGCAAGCCUCCAGCCGAUUCAGAAGCAUUCACGCCGCCUCAGCUGUCCAAGACCGCGUACAAUGUGGUUACUGGCCUGCUGUCUCACAAGCCAGAUGAGAUUCUGAUCGAACGCCAGCGCUUCCGCUCAGGUAGUGCAAGCGCUAUUCUGGAGUGGACCAUUCGCGUCAACAUGCUUGAAAGUAUGCUUUGGGCAUCACUCGAGACUCUCCGCGCUUCGAGCUCCUCUGAUACCUUUUUCCCCGAGGUACUCGCUAUCCCCCCGAGAAGGGUUGCCGAAUUCUGGCUUUCAGACCAAACAUUGCCCCUAUCACCUCCUGUUGAUAUCUUCGAUCAGGGCCAGAAGCUUGCAGACGUGACAGCACCAUCAUCGAAAGCCCGUAAAGCGCGCGCCAAAAUCGAGAAGAAGGACAAAGUGGCUCUUGUGAAAAAGUGGGCAACCGAGCCUGUCAGCGGCUCAGGUGUGAACCUAGUAUUUGAAGGCCAAGCUGCUGGAAUCGCAGAAGCUUUCAAAUUGGAGACUUCUAGAGGCGCAAAGCAGAUUGCCGGUGGCAAACUGGAUGAUCUGGCGGAUUGUCUCUUGCAGGCUGUCGCGCACUUGAGGUGGGAGGAGAAUAAGAUUGCGAUUGGGGAAAUUCUGCGAAAGACUGGAACUUGA